AUGUUUUACUAUGGACCUGAUGGUUACAUGGGCAAGCAUCGGAAACUGAUGCCAACAGCGUUAGAACGAUGUCUUUGGGGAAAUGGUGAUGGGUCAACGAUGCCGGUGUUCGACACGCCGUUAGGAAAGAUUGGAGGCGCGAUUUGCUGGGAAAAUUACAUGCCCAUGUAUCGCGUUACUCUCUACAACAAAGGAAUUGAGCUGUACCUGGCUUGCACUGUGGAUGAUCGUGACACUUGGCUGUCUACUAUGCGAACGAUAGCACUUGAAGGCAGAUGUUUCGUUAUCUCGUCUGCUCAAUUCAUGACAUCAUCGGCUUACCCAGAGGGUCAUCCGAUGCGUGUAAAACACGGCAACGAUAAGGUUCUGAUUCGAGGCGGUUCUUGUGCAGUUGAUCCUCUAGGAACGAUUCUUGUUGAGCCCGACUUCACCAAAGAACUCAUCCACUAUGUGAACGCAGAUCUUUCUCGAAUCGCUUGCGGUAAGAUGGAUUUGGAUACUGUAGGCCAUUACAGCCGCCCGGAGGUGUUCCAGCUAAUCGUCAAUGAAAAGCCAUGCGAUGCUGUGAUUAUACCGAAAUUAUUCAACACCAAGCUUAACAGAUACAAAUAUUGA
This is a messenger RNA of Ostertagia ostertagi, 615 nucleotides long. Lineage: Eukaryota; Metazoa; Nematoda; Chromadorea; Rhabditida; Trichostrongylidae. The record is from the annotation of a GenBank genome assembly.